UUUUGUGAAAAUACUACACUACUACGAUUACCAGGAACUUAAUUUGUUAGUGUAAUAGUUUUAUUUCACAUACACAGGGACUUUAUACGAAUAGUGACAAAGGUUUGUAACUCCCGACAAGGGAAAAAUCUAACGUAAUUUCUAAAUAUGUGUGUUUUGAUAAUCUAGGGACCGCAUAAUUUAAUGAAUCCUACAUUACCUUUAAGAGAAAUAUUUUAACUUUCCAGUGAUUGUUUGAUUAACAUGACUGACCAAGAAUUGACCAAGUUAUGAUCUAUUUCAGAAAUAAUAAUAUAUGAAGAAAUUGCUAGGUGGAGAUUUCCUUGUGCAGAUGAAACAUGCUCUUGUCUCCAAUAAGUACAUCAAUAACUAUGCCAAAAUCACAAAAUUUUCCCUUGCUUCGGUAUACAAUAACCAUAAUUGUGUCCACACAGAAUUCACUUUGAUGUUGUUAUGUUUCAUAUGUUGCAGCAGGAACGUAGAUCUACGUCCCUGGUUGGAGAAAUUCCAUAUCUACAUCAAGGUGUUACAACCCUUAUCACGAAAAUACAUAUAUAUGGCCCAUGGGUCAAGAUUCGUGCCAAGUCUCUGUGUCUUGACAUAGAAAUAUGAUACUAAUGAAAUAAUUUCCUGGUAUUUUACUGUAGCAGUGUAAUAUUUUCACAUAAAAAGGUCCCCAAGACCGGUGGUCUGUGAUCUUAUCUAAACUUAGAAUCCCAAUCUUUGGUCUGUAGCAAUAAGUUUGACCACUUUCAUUCUUCACAUAUAUAUUCGAUUUCGUUGUGAUUGCGCAUGGAAAUUACACAAAAAUAUAACACUGGCUGUGAUAUAUGCUGGGAUGACGUUGAAGAUGCAGAUGGAUAUGGGUUCAACUUGGCAUCUGAUGAUAUCCCGUUCAUUGUGUUAGGGAAGGAAGAAAAGCCAUGUGUGCAUGUACAGGAUCCUCGUAAAAGAAGUCGCAAAAGGAAACUAUCGAGUGAAGAUGAUCAUGAAUAUGGUGUGUCUGACAAAACUGAUUGUUUAGCUCAAGUAACGAUAUGCAAGGUUAUCAAAUUCCCUCAGUUUAAGAAUAAAGAAAAAGACAAGAACCAGAGGACAAUUUUGUCUGAGAAGCUGCAGAAAGAAUUUACAAAUAAAUCUACAAUAAAAGAGUACAAAGUAUAUGUAAGGAUGCCAGAGGAAGAUGAUCAUAAUCACCCUCCUGCUCCUGAAGUAGCAACAGAGAAGCCUGUCAAGAUUGCAUUAGAAGAACUGCUGAUGUCACUGCCAAAGAAACUGUUAGCAGACAAGAUAAAACAGGAGCCAGCAGAGGUCAGUAAAAUUGGUAUUGAGAGUAUGGAGGUUGCAGAAGAAGAGGAAAAGAAGGUAGAGGAGUUUGUGGAACCCAGUGGUAUUGAGAUAGAGAUCACUGAUAAUGGAAAAGACGCAACAGAAUAUUUAGACUUUGAACCCACUUCUCCAAGGAACAUUGCUGCUAGUGCAUUGGCUUCAAUGAACACAGGGCCAACAGAUAUAAUAUCUAAGUCACCUCCCUUUCCAUCAGUGUCAUCACCCUCCAAGUCCCAAAAUUCCACAACGUAUGCAAAAUUAGUUUUGUUAGAGUCACCAAACCAAACUGCACGAUAUGUACUGUUAAAAACACCACAGGAGGAGAUGGUACAAGGAGUGUCAAAUUCUCCAGCACUGGGACGAAAAUUCAAGUCUCUCCAGUCACCUGGAAUAAGUGGUACUAAAAGCCAGGAAGAGAAAUUUGUACAUAUUGAUCAGCAGAGGAAAAAAGUGCCAUGGAAAGGGAUAGAGGGCAGUGUAGCUGUAUCUGAUAACUGUUUUUACACUGAUGAUCGAAGUGUUAUGGAAGAAUGCAUAAAGAAAUAUGAAGAGGACACAUGUAGUAUAUUCCGUUGCAAUAAAACUACAAGGAUUGUAAAUUUAGAAAUAACAGAGGUGAAGUGUUUGGACAAUCAUCGAUUACGAUGGGUUCCACUCUGUGAACAAUGGAAGCCGGCUGACUAUGUGGCUGACAACGUACCCUACUUGGUACUGGGAAGAGAAACUCGAAUGUGUCGCUUCAAUGGAAACCCAAAUAUAAAUAGAGUAAAGAAGAAAAAGUGGUGUGUGUUAUGUAACAAAACUCCGGAGGAGCAGAAGAAUUGCACUGAUGUCUGUACCUGCAGGCUUCGGAAAUCCGAGAAGACUCUCAAGAAACAGCCAUGUCCUGCUUUGAUCUCUAUACAUUAUAUCAUCAGAUUUUUAGAUUUCAAAGCUGAUACAAAAAAGAAAAGAGUAGGAAUGGUUAAAAACCUCAGAUGUGGUUUGGAGUUACUAGAAAAGUUGAAGAUGAGAAUUCGCCAAGAAAAGCGCAUAUAUGUGACUGUGCCCAGUAUUGAAGUUCAUCAAAAUCAUCCCAUUUACAUUUGUCCUAAGCUGAAAAACCCUUGUUGUCCGUGCUACAGAACAGGUACAUGUGGAACAUGUGUUUGUAAAUUAACUGGAUGCUCAAGAUGUAACAAUAAUGCAUGUCGCUACAGGAACCAAGAGGGUAGUUUUAAACCAAUGAGACAAACCAGGAUAAAAAAGGAGAAGAGAAAAAAGAAAACACCAUAUGCUGCAAAAAGUAUUCGUAACACCCGAAUCAACCCAGAUGAAUUAUCCCCAAAUGAACAACUGGAGAGAGAAGCAGAAUUAGAAACGUAUCAAGAAAAUUCUGUUGUCCAUAAAGUACAGCAGGAAAUAUUGGGGAUGUCGCUGGAACAAACACGUAGUGCCCUGCUCAAGAUGUUAGAAGAUGACCCCUUCCAUGUGGAAGCCUAUAUAAAUCCUGACCACGCCCCUUACCACCGGGUCCAGAUAGACACGCCCCCAAUAUGGUGCUCCUGUACUCAGUGUGUUGAAAUGCAAAACAGCCAGAUGCAGAUGUGUUGCUCUCAGACACCUUGUAUCAGUUUCCAUCCUAUAUUCCGCAGCGUGUGUCUCCGGCCUGACCACCUUCUCAUGGGCCUACUAGACAUUGGCCUGCCCUCUGAAAGUUUUGCAGAAAUGGGCAGUUUCUCCAAUGCCCAAUACAGACGUCAAGCGUAUCGCUGCUUCAUCUUAUGGCAGUGGAAUAAUCUUGGGAAAGGUGAUAUAGAGGUACCAAAACCUCCCAGUUGUGUGGUUGCGAGAAUCAGAUGGCGCUACCCUUCCAUUGACAACCAAUAUAGUGAUACAUUCUCGCCUGACAGUGACUUUGAGGAAGCGAACAAAUGAAGUAUUUCGAUCUGUGAAAAAAAGCAUUGAGACAUCCCAACUUUUUGUGUGAUGAAAUCUAAGGACAGGGUCACCUGGCUUUUUGUGUGUGUGUUACUGGUAUCAUGCUUUUUUUUAGAUUCUAUGUUUGUGAAUUAAAACAGUGCGGCAAACGUUUUGUUAUCUACGUAUAUGUGACAAAUGUACUCGCUCAUUCCUCAAUGGAUAAGUAACAAAGCUUUCUAUUUGUUUUCAAUCUGUCCAUUUUGUCUGAAUUAUUAACACAGGGUUAGAAUCAAUAAUAUACAUGCAAAAUAACUUGUGAUAUAUAUCACUGUGUUCAUGAAUUGUCUUACACUGCAUGAUGAUGUUGCAAUUUUGAAAAUUGACAAAAACUUGAUACUUUUUAAAAAUGUCCAUAUAGAAUAAAGCGUCAAUCUGUUCUUUUUUCUUAUGGAAUUGUAUAGAAAAUUCAUGUUAUGGAACUGAUUUUUAUUGAUUAUCGGUGAGUUUAAAUGCUUGGUCAUUCUGGAAAACCUUAAUUAUUCUAAAUUCAAAUAAAAUUGUGUGCCCUGUGAAUGCAUGGUGGUUUAAUGUAAACAGUUCCUGACCAUAAUUUGCUGGUAAAUGUGCUACUAUGUUUUACUGGAAAAUCAACAAAAUACAUAAUGUACCAACAUAUUGUUAAGGGUAUCAUGUGUUUGUAGAUUUCUGUGUAAAAGUAACUUUAACUUGCAGUGUAUGCAGUGAAUAGUUGAAUAAAUCUUAAAAGUUUGGAAA
Messenger RNA from Ylistrum balloti, 4005 nucleotides. RefSeq lists its product as uncharacterized. The transcript is spliced from 12 exons. NCBI's taxonomy places the organism in Eukaryota, Metazoa, Mollusca, Bivalvia, Pectinida, Pectinidae. The coding region runs from base 793 to 3246 and encodes 817 amino acids. The record is from RefSeq and is a predicted model, not a curated record. Gene Ontology annotation, molecular function: DNA-binding transcription factor activity.